CCUAAACCUAAUCUGCCGAAAAAGAAACAGAAGAAGACAGAACUUCCUCCAACCCAGCGCGAGGUAAACAGUCGCAUGUGGAAUACGUCUCCCUCCCGCGUUUCACCCCGAGGUUUGGCACAUAGGCGCUGCCAUGGGAUUAAACAACGUGGACAAGAUCACUGCGGUCCAGAAGAAUCCUGCGAACAUCAGAAACCUGUGCAUUCUAGCGCAUGUUGACCACGGAAAAACUACCCUGGCUGACUGCUUGGUGGCAAGUAAUGGCAUCAUAUCAAGUCGACUUGCUGGAAAGUUGAGGUAUCUCGACUCUCGAGAAGAUGAGCAGGUCCGUGGAAUUACCAUGAAGUCCAGUGCCAUUUCUUUGCACUAUGUGCAUAGAGAUAAACAAUACUUGGUUAAUGUGAUCGACUCUCCUGGCCAUGUGGAUUUUUCUUCCGAAGUGUCAACUGCAGUUAGGCUGUGUGAUGGUGCCAUUGUAGUAGUUGAUGCUGUGGAGGGUGUCUGUCCUCAGACCCAGGUGGUUCUACGUCAGGCAUGGCUGGAGAACAUCAGACCAGUGCUGGUGAUAAAUAAGAUCGAUCGACUAAUUGUUGAGCUCAAGCUUACUACUCAGGAAGCCUACAGCCACCUGCAGAAGAUAAUGGGGCAGGUGAAUGCUGUGACAGGCUCUUUGUUCACAUCCAAAGUGCUUGAAGAACGGGCAGAAAAGGACAAAGAGAGUUUGAGAGAGGACACUGGUCAGACUUAUGACUGGAAUGCUGGACUUGAGGAGGUGGAUGACUCGCACCUAUACUUUUCUCCUGACCAAGGGAAUGUGGUGUUUGCCAGUGCCUUAGAUGGAUGGGGCUUUAGCCUCUGGCAGUUUGCUGAAAUCUACAGUGAACGGAUGGGUAUAAAAGCAGAUGUGCUCAGAAAAACUCUCUGGGGCGAUUUCUACCUCAAUGCCAAGGCAAAGAAGAUCAUGAAGGGUGCUAAGAACAAAGGCAAGAAGCCUCUGUUUGUGCAGUUUGUCCUCGAUAAUAUUUGGAAUUUGUAUGAAAGCGUUCUCGUCACUAGGGACAAGAUAAAAGUGCAAAAGGUUGUGGAAUCGUUAAAGGUCAAGGUCACGGCCAGAGAUUUACGCCACAGUGACCCCAAGAUUCUGCUGUUUGCCAUUUGCAGCCAGUGGUUACCUGUCUCAUCGGCUGUUCUCUCGAUGGUUUGUGACAAACUUCCAAGUCCACUUGAAAUGUCUGAAGAAAGAGUAGAAAAACUGCUGAGUGUGGGAACAAAGCGAUUCGAAACCUUGCCUGAGCAGACCCAGGAACUCAAAAAAGCGUUCCUCCAAUGUUCCAGUGAAGAAAAUGCUCCUGUUAUUGUCUUUGUGUCGAAGAUGUUUGCUGUGGACAGCAAGGCCUUACCAAAGAACAGACAGAGACCUUUAACUCAAGAGGAGAUGUCCCAGCGCAGAGAGCUUGCCCGAAUGAGACAUGCUGAGCGGAUGGCCAGCAGUCAGACGGCACAGCAGUUGGAAGAUCAUUCAACAGCUACUGUGGAAUCCAUUGUGACACAGGAUUCAACGCCAGCUGAGACAGAAGACCAAAAAGUGACAUUCAUAGCAUUUGCUCGAGUCUUCAGUGGAGUGGCCAGAACUGGACAAAGACUGUUUGUGAUGGGACCCAAGUAUGACCCCGCCAAUGGCCUCAGAAUGCUCCCAGGCUGCUGCCCGGAUUCACAUGGUGUGCCAGAUGUGCCUCAUCUGUCCAUUUGUACGAUGAAAGACAUGUAUCUGAUGAUGGGACGAGAGCUUGAGGAGCUGGAGGAAGUACCAGCUGGAAAUGUCCUGGGUAUUGGUGGUUUGGAAGAUAUUGUUUUGAAGUCUGCAACAUUGUCCUCAUCUCUCGCUUGCCCACCAUUCACACCACUGAACUUUGAGGCUACACCCAUACUACGAGUUGCAGUGGAGGCUAAAAAUCUCAGUGAGAUGCCGAUGCUGGUUCGUGGCAUGCGUCUGUUGAAUCAAGCUGACCCUUGUGCUGAAGUUCUGAUCCAGGAGACAGGAGAACAUGUUCUGGUCACAGCUGGUGAGGUUCAUCUCCAACGUUGCCUGGAUGACCUCAAAGACAGGUUUGCUCAAAUUGAGAUCAGCGUGUCUAAACCCAUCAUUCCAUUCCGAGAAACUGUCAUCUGCCCUCCAAAAGUGGACAUGGUGAAUGAAGAUUUGGGCAAACAACAAAAAGUAGCCAUCAUCCACCAGGAUCGUUCGACUGAGGCUCUGUUUGUGGACUCUAAUGGCCUGGUCACGCUUACAACACCAAACAAAGUGGCUACUGUCAGUGUGCGGGCAAGUCCCUUACCCCAAGAUGUGACCGAUCUCUUGGAGAGGAGCUCAGAUUUGAUUCGAACACUAGAGCAGGUGAAUAUGUCCAUGAGAGAGGGGAAGAGCUUGGAUAUCAGCCACAGCACAUUUGAAGCUCUAAGCCAACUCAAGGUCCAGCUUGGGGAAAUGCUCCAAGGAAAGAGAUGGAGAGGCACCGUGGAUCGUAUCUGGGCGUUUGGACCUCGCAGGUGUGGCCCCAAUAUCCUGGUGAACAAUGUGGGGAGCUAUAAACGGCCCUCAGUCUGGCAGUGCCUUUGCAGAGAUGAAAAACCUGAGACAUCUGGUCUACGUGAAUUUGACAACAGCAUCACCAGUGGAUUCCAACUGGCAACACUAUCUGGGCCCAUGUGUGAGGAACCAAUGAUGGGAGUCUGUCUCUCUCUUGAGAAGUGGGAUGUUGUGCAUUCAAGUCCAUCACAGCAGCGUGACUUGUCGAAUGAUGAGCCUUUAGAAUUGACACAAGAGUUACCUGAUUCAUCUGCACAAGCGCAGAUUGUUGCAGUGCAGAAGGGGAGGCCAGAACCCUUCUCUGUGGACUGCUACGGGCCUGUUUCCGGGCAGUUGAUUGCUGCUAUGAAAGAAGCUUGUCGCCUUGCCUUCCAGGCACAACCGCAGAGACUCAUGGCUGCGAUGUACACGUGUGAGAUCAUGGCUACAGCUGAUGUCCUGGGUCGGGUUUAUAGUGUGCUAGGAAAGCGUGAAGGCCGUGUUCUUCAAGAAGAGAUGAAAGAAGGAACAGAUAUGUUUAUCAUAAAGGCCGUCUUGCCUGUGGCUGAGAGCUUUGGAUUUGCAGAUGAAAUACGCAAACGAACCAGUGGACUGGCCAGCCCACAGCUAGUCUUUAGCCACUGGGAGGUGAUCGGCAGUGAUCCGUACUGGGUCCCCACCACAGAAGAGGAAUACCUGCACUUUGGUGAAAAAGCAGACUCUAUCAAUCAGGCUCUCAAAUAUAUCAAUGGUGUCAGAAGACGGAAGGGCCUGUAUGUUGAGGAGAAGAUCGUGGAGCAUGCAGAGAAGCAACGGACGCUUAGCAAGAACAAGUAGGGCAAGGACAUAAGCAACUGUGUUAGUCAUCAACUUGUUCUUUCUUUCCAUAAAAGAGGGGGAAAUCCCAAUCCAAACAGAGAUUGCUUUUUGGUUUGGAAAAAAAAAAUAGGAAGGUAUUUGUCACAAAUCACAAAAAUUACUCUCUCGAGUAUAAAUUUCUGCAAUAUGUAUAGAAUUAACAAUCCACACCAACGCAAAUGGUGAUUCUGAAAAGUGUUUCACCAAAAUUCAUUAAAUUCUUGUCACUUGUUGCUAUUGUUUGGAUCAUUUACCUAUAAGGCACUUUCUUAAAGUUUACAUUUGUUGUUCUGUAAGGGGACAUAUACUCUAUGGUCUUUUCAACUGUAAUCAUAAUUUGUAUUAAGUUAACAUUUAACUACUCAGUUAUUUUUAUUUCAAAGAAAGAGUGAGUCACAGAGAGAAAAGCAGUACGUGGAAUAUCGUGGAAAAGCUUGCUGAACCAGCUUUUGAAACCAGCACCUCUGUGAAGCUUGUCAGCAGAAGGAAGCAUCUAAUACUGCUGUAAUGACUGUGGACUUCAGAAAACACAGUGAACCAACACUUGCAGAUGACAUGCCGAAUCAUCACUGACUAUGGAAACUCCACACUGGACUUUAAGCAAAAUGUUUUUUUUUAAAUCAUAUUUAUAUUUCUUUACAUGUAAAAGAUUUUUAAAAUAAAGACUGCUUGAACCUGAAUAUGUGUGAAGAAAGAAUGCAUACUGUAUAUGAACUAAUGACUAAACGAAUCAACUGUGAUGAUCAGAGUGCAAAUUACUACUACUGUAUAAAAGGUAUGCGAAUCCCAAGGUCAAUGGUUUU
Molecule: messenger RNA, 4227 nt
Organism: Synchiropus splendidus (mandarinfish)
Lineage: Eukaryota; Metazoa; Chordata; Actinopteri; Syngnathiformes; Callionymidae
Gene: efl1
Product: elongation factor like GTPase 1
Exons: 23
Coding region: 134-3403 (1089 amino acids)
Biological process (GO): cytosolic ribosome assembly
Cellular component (GO): cytosol; ribonucleoprotein complex
Molecular function (GO): GTP binding; ribosome binding; GTPase activity
Source: RefSeq, a predicted model, not a curated record